Ostrinia nubilalis (European corn borer) is the source of this 4842-nucleotide messenger RNA. RefSeq lists its product as uncharacterized. Gene Ontology annotation, molecular function: nucleic acid binding. The transcript has a single exon. Gene Ontology annotation, biological process: DNA integration. Bases 1 to 4842 code for a protein of 1613 amino acids. The record is from RefSeq and is a predicted model, not a curated record. Lineage: Eukaryota; Metazoa; Arthropoda; Insecta; Lepidoptera; Crambidae.
AUGGCGACAUUGGAGCUACGUUUUGGCGAUCCCGAUCACAUCCUGACCCGUUUGAUACAAGACCUCAAGAAACUUCAAUCUGUGUCAAAUGAUUACCCGAAGGAUAUAGUGAUAUUUUCUAUCAAAGUACAGAAUUUUGUGGAAGCUGUACGUGCAGUCGGCAGAGAGGAGUACAUUCAAGGUAUGAGUACAGUGUCUAUCAUACUAUCUAAGUUGCCGACGGUACUCCUUUCAAAGUGGUCAGAUUACAGCUUCCCACUAAUACAAGCCAAAACUAAUAAGUCACGAUUAGAAAUGUUGUCUGAAUUUUUGAACGCAGAGGCAAUAAAAGUAUCUGCGACUGCAAAUAUUUACGCUCUGAAUGCACGCACAGAAAGCUUUAAAUAUAAGCAAAACGACAACAGUAACACUAGAUCACAUACUGUUUUAUUACAAACUGACAAGCAAAGCGAUGAUACGCAGUGUCAGUUUUGUCGUGCAUCGAAACACAAACUCACUGAUUGCAAAAAGUUCAAGAAGUCGUUAUGCAAAGUGAGAUGGCAACAUGUUAAACGCUACGGUAUUUGUUUCAAAUGUUUGGAGGCGAAACACCUGCGAGACACCUGCCCCGCGCCGGCCUGCGAUAAGGACGACUGUGGCCGCGCGCAUCACAACUUGCUUCAUUACUCGAACAAUAAACAUAACGGCGAAAGCGCAACACAAGAACACGAAGAAUCGCAAGACACGGCCGAGACAGUGACGCAUGUUAACGCGAGUGUACGUAAAGUGCUAUUAAAAGUGUUACCGGUACGUGUGCAUACGAAUAACGGUGAUUACAUCGACACUAGUGCGUUACUCGACGACGGUUCGACUGUGACUAUGAUAAGCGCCAGGCUCGCCGAUCGGGCCGGGCUGCGCGGGCGCCGCGAAUCUAUGCGUGUGUGCGGGCCGUGGAGCGAUAACGAACUGGUUUACGAUACGACCGUAUUGAACUUGCAACUUUCUGGUAUGGACAAUAAGAUACAUAGUAUUAAAGCACGCAGUGUUAAUGAAUUAAACUUGCCUAUACAAAUGUGUUCUAUUGUAGAUUGUGAUAGGUUUGGUCAUUUAAGAAAUAUUAAAGAUAAAUUGUGUAAUAUUGAUAGUAAGCCCGAGAUUUUAAUAGGGCAAGAUAAUUAUGAUCUAUUGUUACCUUUAAAAGUGAUGUCAGGUAAAUCACAUGAGCCGUCAGCAACACUCACACCUUUGGGCUGGAGCAUUCAUGGUUGUGUAAACAUACCGAGGGGGGCGCGCCGCACGGCCUGCGCUGGCGCGCCGUCCGACGUCGGCGCUGUCCUGCACGUCGCCGAGCCCGAGCUGCUCUCUGAGGAGCGGGAGCUGCAAGCCCUGCAUGAGGAGGUACGUCGAGCUUUUACUUUGGAGGCGAUGGGAGUGGCAGGUAAGCCUAGAGUAAAUGCAGAUGACGCUCGCGCCGUCGAGCAGCUGGAGCGGACCGCUCAGCUGAUUGACGGGAGGUGGCACGUGGGCCUGCCCUGGAACGAUCCCAAUUGUACCAUGCCGGAUACAUACCAUAGUGCACUUAAGAGGUUGGAAGGAGUGGAACGUAAAAUGAAAAAGGACACAGGAUACGCUCAAAGGUAUACCGAAAGGAUAGAUCAUUUAUUAGAUAAUGAUUUUGCCAGGGAACUAGAGGACAGUCAACGCACACAAAGGACGUGGCACCUGCCACAUUUCGGGGUUGACAACCCUAACAAAAGGAAAAUGCGUUUGGUGUUCGAUGCCGCCAACGUUGUUGACGGUUUGUGUUUAAAUGACUAUUUAUUAAAGGGACCGGACCUACUCACCUCACUUUUCGGUAUAAUGCUCAGAUUUAGAGAGAACCAAGUGGCAGUCACAGGUGAUAUUCAGGAUAUGUUCCUUAGAAUCAAGAUUUUAUCACGUGACCAGAACGCCUUUAGGUUUCUAUGGAGAGACAACCCCACGGAUAACGUACGUACCUACGCGAUGACGUCACUUUUGUUUGGUGCGAAGUGUUCGCCCUUCAUUGCUCAAUUCGUUAAAAAUAAAAACGCGCAACGAUUUGAGUCCUCGAUGCCGGCAGCCGUCGAUGCUAUUAUUGGUUCUCAUUAUAUGGAUGAUUAUAUACAAAGUUUGCCGGACGAGGAAACGGCGAUCGAGAUGGUAAGAAACAUUUCAAACAUUCACAAACAAGGUGGUUUUGUCAUGCGAAAUUGGACCAGUAACAGCGUGGCAGUACUAAACUCCGUACCAAAAGAAACUUUAGGAACCGAGGCCGUAAAGUUUAAAGUUGAUCAGCAAUGUGACGGCGAACGCACACUUGGACUUUUAUGGUAUCCAAGUACGGACGAAUUAGCGUUUGACGUUUCAUUUAAACGUAUUCCUGAUAGUAUCGUGCAAGGUAAAGAAAGGCCGACCAAAAGGAUUAUGCUUCGUGUUGUUAUGUCAAUUUUUGACGUAUAUGGAUUCCUUUCUCCUUUUACUAUUCAAGGUAAGAUAAUGCUGCAGGAUACUUGGCGUUUAAGGGUUGGCUGGGAUGACUCCAUUCCAUCCGAUUUAUUUAAUAGAUGGCUUAAAUGGAUUAAACUGCUACAGUUAAUUGAUAAGAUUCGUGUACCGAGAUGUUAUCACCGCGCCGCCGUAAGUGCGAGCGAGACAACAAACGAACCUUUCACAGCUGGCUCCGUAGCAUUCUCCUCUAGCGCUACGAAUGUGACUACGGAUGCGCUUACGCAAGCGGCUGACUACGGCGAAAUGUGCUACGAUACGCGAGCCUGUGCUACGAAAGACUUAGUAUCAAUGCAAUGUUAUAGAAACCUACAGUUGCAUUUAUUUAGUGACGCCGGGCAAAAGGCGCUGUCCGCUGUCGCAUACUGGCGUUGGAUUUCUGCGGAUAAUAAGAUAUGCGUUUGUUUAAUCGCUAGCAAAUCCAGGGUUGCGCCCGUUAAACCAGUAACUAUGCCGCGUCUUGAGCUGCAGGCGGCGUUGUUGGCAGCGAGACUCGCUCACACUAUUAUUACAGAGCAUCAGUUAUCGCCCGAGCGACGCUUCUUUUGGUGCGAUUCUACUACCGUAUUGCACUGGCUACGUAACAACACGCGCACGUAUAAAACGUUUGAAGCAAACCGACUCGGAGAGAUUGAUGAUCUCACAAGUGUGUCAGAAUGGAGGUACGUACCUACGAAACUAAACAUAGCGGAUAUAGCAACACGAGAUGAUUUCAAUUAUGAUUUGUUUAUAAAUCAAUGGUUCCGCGGACCUCAGUUCUUGUACGAGGAUAUGGAAAACUGGCCGCGCGAUGUUGUAGAACCUGAAAAUGAAAAUUUUAGUAAGCCUACUACAGAUUAUAUAGGAAUUGUACAUAAUGAAUUUGACUUACCCGUUCCGGACUCCAGGCUAUUCUCUUCUUGGCUCCGGCUGGUGAGGUCUGCUGCUGCUGUCCUGAAAUUCAUUAGUAGAUGUAGAAAACUUACCAAUGUCGAUGACAGCGCUUUGAUGAAACGAGCGGAGUGCCUGUUACUACGAAAGGCUCAAGUGGAUUCAUUUGGCACUGAAAUAAAUCAUCUUAAAAAUGGUAAGUGCAUACCGCGCGAUAGUAGACUUCGCAAUUUGUCGCCAUAUUUAGAUGAGCAAGGGCUUCUUCGUGUAGGCGGCCGCAUCGAUGCUGUUUCCGAUGUUGCCUUGGAAACCAAAAGGCCUUACAUCCUCGAUGGACGGCACCCGACUGCUAAACUCAUAGUCCGGCACUACCACGUGAAAGCGGCACAUGGAAACCAAGAGGCGGUUGUCAACCACUUGAAACAGGUGUACUGGAUAAUUAGAAUACGCCCAACGGUAAAGGACGUCGCGUCAAAGUGUUUCUUCUGCCGACUGAGAAAGGCCAAACCUUGCGUACCUAGGAUGGGAGAUUUACCUGAAGCGCGGAUGGCUCAUCAUCAGCGACCAUUUACCUUCUGCGGUAUAGAUCUCUUCGGUCCUAUGGAGGUCGUAGUAGGCAGGCGACGCGAGAAGAGAUACGGCGUUUUAUUUACUUGCCUUACAGUUCGCGCUAUUCACAUUGAGAUCGUGCAUUUCCUCACAACUGACUCCCUGAUAAUGGCCCUUCGCCGUAUGGCAUGUCGAAGAGGUUGGCCACGACACAUAUACUCAGAUAACGGGACCAACUUGCGAGGUGCGGACGUUGAGCUCCGCAAGGCUAUGCAGGAACUUGAUGAAGAGGCAUUAGGUGCGGAAGCAUUGAACAGCGGCGCUCAGUGGACCUUUAUACCCCCGGGCAGUCCCCAUUGGGGUGGGGCAUGGGAACGCUUGAUACGUAGUGUUAAGUCGUCUCUUCGAGUAAUUCUAAAGGAACGAGCCCCUAAAGACGAGGUGCUGAGAACGCUCUUGAUAGAAGUGGAAAAUAUAGUCAAUGGGCGACCGUUAACCCAUGUCUCAGUAGAACCGGGUGCUCCUGAGUCUUUAACUCCCAACCAUUUCCUCAUUGGUUCGUCCACCAACCUACCGAUCGCAGGAGCCUUUGACGACUCGGACUUGUUUCUCAGAAAGCAGUGGCGGCAGGCGCAAAAGUUAGCCGACAUGUACUGGCAGCGAUGGGUUAAGGAAUACUUACCAACUUUAAUCCCCAGGUCUAAGUGGCAUCAGGAACGAAAGCCCUUGAAAGAAGGUGAUUUGGUAUUUAUUGCAGACUCUGAUUCUCCUAGGAACGUGUGGCCUCGAGGUAUUAUAGCAAAGGUAUUUCCAGGAAAGGACGGCCGAGUUCGUGUCGUGGAGGUGCGGACGUCGGGCGGUGUGCUGCGCAGGUCCGCGGCGCGAGUCGCUCCGGUGCCCUUAGGUAUGGAGUGCUGA